AUGGAACUUCUAAUUGCGGCUCUCUCAAAAAAUCCAUAUUCCAUCUUCUUUAAAAGGCUUCAGACUUGGAAUGACCUCCGAGAUGCGCACAUUGUUAUUAGAUCAAAUAGCAAAUUGGAUCAGAGAACUUAUAAUUUACCAACAGCCGAUGAAGUGGCUGCUGUGUGGAACGAUUCAGAUGGUGCUUCCAUUGAACGUGAACGAGAUAUUCGUGUAUACACUGAUGGCGGCCACAACCAUAAGGUGAAAUAUCAUUACGUUCUUCAGAUAAACAAGAACUCUCGUAGGAACAUAUCAUGUAGAGAGUUUCCGUGUUACAGAGCUCAAAUGCGUGAACACGUUCCCUCUUAUUUAUUGCAUUCAGGAAGAUUGGGUCAUCAGUACGCAAUUGAUUCAUACGUUAAGUUGGAGACAUCUCGCUUGGAUUAUUAUAGAUGUGACCAACUUCAACAAGAAUUUUGGAUCGAAUCAUUUCAAGAAAUUACUGAUUCUUUAUGUAUCGAUGGAGAAAAUGAUCCCGCAAACGUCGGAAAAAAGGUUUUGCUGCCUUCUUCAUUUAUAGGUGGACCAAGGGACAUGAAAAAACGAUAUGUUAACGCUAUGGCUCUCGUGCAAAGAUAUGGAAAACCAGAUAUAUUCUCGACCAUGACUUGCAAUCCGGCUUGGAAAGAAAUCAAAGAUAAAUUGCUUCCAAAUGAAAAACCGCAUGAUAGGCCAGAUUUAAUUGCAAGGGUUUUCAAAGCAAAGCUUGAAGAGCUCAAAGAUGAAAUUGUCAGAAAAAACUUUUUGGUGAAGUUGCAGCGUAUGUAUAUGCAAUCGAGUCUCAAAAACGGGGUUUGCCUCACGCCCAUUGGUUCUUAUCCAUGCUAUAAAAGAAGAGAUGAUGGCAAGACAGUAGUCGUGCGCAAAGUUCGUCUGGAUAACAGACACAUCGUUCCUUAUUGUCCGUAUCUGCUUGCAAAGUUUGAUUGUCACAUUAAUGUCGAGAUAUGUUCAGAUAUCAAGUUAGUUAAAUACUUGUACAAAUACAACUACAAAGGACAUGAUAAGAUGGCCUAUCACGUGGUUGGCAAUAAAUCUCACGGUUCAUACGAUGAGAUUCAGGCUUUCCAAGACGGACGGUAUAUAUGUGCGCCUGAAGCUUAUUGGAGAAUCUAUGCAUUUUCAAUGAGUGAGAUACACCCUGCCGUUAUAAUUUUGCCAGUGCAUUUGCCAAAUCACCAACCUUUGCGCUUCGGCCUCCAUCAGCCCUUGGAGAAACUUCUGCAAAAUCCUAUAUCGUCAAAGACUAUGUUAACCGAAUUCUUUUGGAUGAAUUCCAAUGAUUUAAACGCAAAGCAUCUGAAGCUUCUUUAUAAGGAAUUCCCAGAAUAUUUUGUCUGGGAUUCUAAAUCUAGAAAAUGGAAGCUACGACAGAAACAAGUCGUUGUUGGUAGGUUAUCCACAGUGAGUCCAUUUGAAGGUGAACGAUAUUAUGAACGGUUAUUGUUAAUGCAUGUAAGGUGUACGCAAUCUUUCAAAGAUUUGAAGCCUAUUGGAAAUGACUUAGUUGGAUCUUUUCGCGAGGCUGCUGUGUUUAGAGGGUUAUUGGAAUCCGAUGAUUAUAUAGAUAAUUGUUUGGCUGAAGCAAUUCAUUAUCAAAUGCCAUGUAGUUUGCGAAGACUGUUUGCGAUGCUACUUGUCUACGGAGUCGUUCCCAAUCCGCAAGUUCUUUGGGAUAAAUAUUAUUCUGCAUUCUGUGAGGAUUUCUCUCGAUUUGAUGGAAUGCCUGAAGCUGAAAUAAUGAGGAAAACAAUUAGAGCUAUAGACAAUUUUCUACUCUUUAUGGACAAAUCCAUAUCGGAUUUUUCUUUGCGGUUUCCAAUUUCUUAUUCUUCUGUUCGUGAUAAAAUGAGUCGGGAGUAUGAGCAUGAGCAAAAUAUGGAAAUAUCAAAAGAAGAUUUGCUUUCAAGUCAUACAUUAAAUGACGAUCAACGGAUAGCUUUCGAUAUGAUUGUAUCUAAAAUUAACUCCAAUGAAGGUGGUGUUUUCUUUGUAGACGGGCCUGGAGGAACCGGAAAAACCUUUCUGUACCGUGCAUUAUUGGCAUAUGUGCGUUCUAAAGGAAAUAUUGCUUUAGCUGUGGCUACUUCAGGAGUAGCAGCUUCUUUGUUACCAGGUGGGCGAAUAGCUCAUUCCAGAUUUAAGCUUCCAUUUGAUCUUCAAGACAAAUCAAUUGGUAACAUCAGCAAACAAUGCAACCUUGCUAAAAUGAUAAUAAAUGCAAAACUUGUGGUGUGGGAUGAGGCCUCAAUGGCAAAUCAUCAUUCUACUGAAGCUCUUGAUGAAUUACUUCGGAACUUGAUGUCUGAUGACUCGCCUUUUGGGGGGAAAGUGAUUCUAUUUGGUCGCGACUUUAGGCAAACUUUAUCUAUAGUGCCUGGAGGAUCAAGGGAAUCAAUGAUUGCGGCUAGCAUUGUCAGUUCAGUGAUCUGGCCAAAUGUUACGAAGAUUGGACUACAAAAAAACAUGCGUGCUAAAGAAGAUCCUUGUUUUGGGUCAUUUUUAAUGCGAAUUGGCGAUGGUGAUGAGCCUUUCGUAUUUGAAAACAACAUUAUCAUCCCCCAAAAUAUGCUUAUCCCUUUUGUCGAUACAAAGACUUCUCUUAAUAUGUUGAUAAGAAGUGUCUUUCCUUGUUUCAAUUUGUUCCACACAGAUCCUUAUAAAUUAAUUAAUAGGGCAAUUUUGACAUCUAAAAACGAAUGUGUUGAAGAAAUAAAUGAUCUAUUAAUAGAUAGUUUCCCUGGAACUUUAAGGAAGUAUGUUAGUUAUAAUAAGACAAUAGAUUCAAACCAACAAGGAGAAUACGAAGACUAUUUGAAUAGUAUUUCCGUAAGUGGCCUUCCUCCUCACAUUUUGAGGUUAAAGAAGAAUUGUCCGAUUAUGUUAUUGAGGAAUUUAGAUCCUAUUGAAGGCCUUUGUAAUGAAACACGAUUAAUAUGUCGAGAAUUAGGGCAGAAUUUUAUCGGAGCAGAAAUAGCAGUAGGAGAUUUUAAAGGAAAUCACGUAUUCGUACCAAGGAUUCCUUUAGAGUCUUCUGAUAAACAAAAGUGUCCGAUUCCUUUUAAAAGGAUGCAAUUUCCCGUUAGACCAUAUUUUGUUAUGACUAUAAAUAAAGCUCAAGGUCAGACACUUGAAUUUGUUGGAGUUUACCUACGAGAGCCAGUCUUCUCACAUGGGCAACUUUACGUUGCACUGUCAAGAGCUAGAUCAGCUGAUGCAGUUAAAAUCUUGAUUCAACCAUCAUGUGAAAAAGCACUUGUACCUGUACAAUAUACGAAAUGGAAAUUUAAGACUUUAUUUAUGUGA
Messenger RNA from Erythranthe guttata (spotted monkey flower), 3348 nucleotides. The record is from RefSeq and is a predicted model, not a curated record. NCBI's taxonomy places the organism in Eukaryota, Viridiplantae, Streptophyta, Magnoliopsida, Lamiales, Phrymaceae.